This is a messenger RNA of Suillus bovinus, 1041 nucleotides long. RefSeq names its product PLC-like phosphodiesterase. Gene Ontology annotation, biological process: lipid metabolic process. The coding region runs from base 1 to 1041 and encodes 346 amino acids. The transcript is spliced from 8 exons. Gene Ontology annotation, molecular function: phosphoric diester hydrolase activity. Lineage: Eukaryota; Fungi; Basidiomycota; Agaricomycetes; Boletales; Suillaceae. The record is from RefSeq and is a predicted model, not a curated record.
AUGAUAUCAUUCAUUUUUAACUUUGUUUAUGCUUCGCCCACUGAAUCGCCGCUUCGCCGUGCCACGAUUUGCAAUGGAAGUCCUGAUCUGUGUACCCGUAGUUUCGGAAACGUCACUUUCGUUGGUGCUCAUGAUUCUUAUGCUGUUGGUACCAACAACAUUUUCGUGACCCAGGACUACAACAUUACACAACAACUGAAUGACGGGAUUCGAAUGUUGCAGAUGCAGGCCCAUAACUCGAGUGGAGUCAUUCACCUUUGCCACACAAGCUGUUCGCUCUUUGAUGGCGGAACUCUUCAGGCUUACCUUACAACUGUUAAAGCCUGGCUAGACGCCAAUCCAAAUGAAGUGCUUUCAUUGCUCAUCGUCAACUCUGAUACUCUUCCACCGAGUAGUUAUGACACUGUCUUCAAAGCGGUUGGGCUUGACACGAUGUCUUACUCUCCGCCCUCCUCUUCGUUGGUUGAGAGUGGUUGGCCGACCCUUGGCAGCCUCAUUGAUUCGGGAACGCGAUUGAUAACUUUCAUGGACUCCAACGCUAACUUCAACUCCGUUCCUUAUAUUAUUGACGAAUUCACCAACAUCUGGGAAACUGCGUAUGACGUCACCACGUCGUUUGAUUGCAAUGUGAACCGGUCAAACGCCAACACCCCUACUGCUACAUCUAUGUACCUUAUUAAUCACUUCUUGGAUACAUUGGUCCUUGGUCAACCUGCUCCGGACCCAAGUCAAGCUAAUCAAACCAAUGCUGUCACCGGUUCAAAUUCCCUUGCUGAGCAGUUCGAUCUCUGCGUCGGCCAACAGGGCAGAAACCCGAACUUCAUGCUCGUUGACUUCUAUGAGUACGGUGGUGGAUCUGUGUUCGAAGUUGCUGCCACCGCUAAUGGCGUCACUUAUUCACCCGCCACGCCCAUUGCGACUCCGGGAGGUUCAGCCUCACCGAGCACGACAUCAAACUCUAGUCCACCUAGCUUCAGUCGGUGGAGCCCAGUUUGGGUGGUCAUAGGCAGCGUAGCGUUUGGUGCCUUCUACAUUUAUUAA